CCCAACAACAGAGUGUGCGAGAAAUCUUUCACUUGCCCCGUUGCAGUCCAAUCAUGGCGGCUUUCGUAGGACGAAUUUGUGGAUCCGGAUUGUUGAGCCCGAAAAGUGGCGCUACCUUGCAAAAGGUACAAAAUUUCUCCACGUCUCGCGCAUGGACCAAGAGCCAAAAGGUUGCUACCGCCGCCGGUGUUUUAGUCGGUGGUGCUGGAGCCCUCCUCUACGCCCUCGAACAAUCGGUGGCCGCCUCGGGCACGGAAGUACACCCGCCGGCGCUGCCAUGGAAUCAUAAAGGAAUGCUCGAUUCGCUCGACCACGCGUCUGUUCGACGUGGAUACGAAGUUUACAAGCAAGUGUGCGCUGCCUGCCACUCGAUGCGUUUCAUCGCAUACCGCAAUCUGGUCGGCAUGUCGCACACCGAAGCCGAGGCCAAAGCCGAAGCUGAGGAGAUUCAGGUUCGUGACGGUCCGGACGAGGCUGGAAACUACUACAUGCGGCCUGGCAAGCUGUCCGACUACUUCCCGAGCCCGUACCCUAACGAGGAGGCUGCCCGUGCCGCAAAUAAUGGUGCCUAUCCACCAGAUCUUAGCUACAUUGCGCUCGCACGUCACGGUGGUGAGGAUUAUCUGUUUGCACUGCUGACGGGCUAUUGUGAUCCGCCAGCGGGUGUCGUUCUGCGCGAGGGUCAGUAUUAUAACCCAUACUUCCCUGGUGGUGCCAUCUCCAUGGCGCAGGCACUGUACAACGAGGCCGCUGAAUAUUCCGACGGUACGCCUCCGACUGCCAGCCAGCUGGCUAAGGACGUCUCCACGUUUCUGGUGUGGGCCGCCGAGCCGUACCACGACGAGCGCAAGCGCAUGGGUAUCAAGUCACUCGGCAUCAUCAUGAUCCUCGCAGCGCUGACCUACUACAUCAAACGACACAAGUGGGCCGCGCUAAAGACGCGAAAGAUUUCUUUCCACCCAAAGAGCAAGUAAGCGGCUUGCGCCAACAGUGUAGCAACAGCAGCAAGAUAAGAUGUGAUGUGGAGGGAACUAUCCAUCAACUGCCGAUCCAGAAUCGACCAACCCAAUCGUUAAGCAAUUAGAAAGGGGGAGCAAAUCGAAGGCAUGUGCGUCAGAGGAACGAAAGGAAGCGAUAAGGGAGAAGUCGACUUUAUAAAGAUAUAGGAUACCUAAAUCUGUCCUCGUUACUGGCAUAGCAAACAUCUCGGAGAAAAGCGCCACCAAUUGGCGACACACGGUCACAAUAGUGACCAUAUAGUUCAUCCUCUAUUUCUUCCUGUCUAUCGUACAUCCUUUGUUUCCCUUUCAACAUCAACGCGCUUGCAAAUUGCGUUCUUGCGCCGAUUUGUUGCUAGUUUUUCUUCUUUUUUUCGUCAUAUAUAGCUCAAUUGCCAUUGUACGUGUUUAAAAAGCACAGCAAGAAACAAAAAAUACCCACCAACACCACAUGUUCUUUUGAGACUUUUCAUCUCGCCUAGAAUGGAUUGUCCGAAAAUAUCUCUCGUUAGAAUGGCUUCGAUACUAUCCUUAAAGAGGUUUGAAGUUUUAGCAAACCAUCUCUCCUGCCAUGAUCCUAUGGAUGUUGUGUUUGGAUGUACAAUUUGUCGGUAAUUCUGCUGAUCGCAGGACUCGCUCCAAAACGACUAUGGUCCUUUGAAAGCUUCGGUUUUGCCGCAGUGGCAUAAUGCAGGAUGUUGCAGGGGUUGUGAAAUUACUGGUCGCGGUUGGGGAAAUAGCAAAAAACGAAAUAAACCACAAACCGAACACGUUGUUAAUUUAA
Anopheles nili is the source of this 1782-nucleotide messenger RNA. It is a transcript of the gene Cyt-c1, whose product is annotated as cytochrome c1, heme protein, mitochondrial. Gene Ontology annotation, biological process: mitochondrial electron transport, ubiquinol to cytochrome c. The record is from RefSeq and is a predicted model, not a curated record. The transcript has 4 exons. Lineage: Eukaryota; Metazoa; Arthropoda; Insecta; Diptera; Culicidae. Gene Ontology annotation, molecular function: heme binding; electron transfer activity. The coding region runs from base 54 to 974 and encodes 306 amino acids.